Molecule: messenger RNA, 6847 nt
Organism: Paramormyrops kingsleyae
Lineage: Eukaryota; Metazoa; Chordata; Actinopteri; Osteoglossiformes; Mormyridae
Source: RefSeq, a predicted model, not a curated record
GGUAAAUAAGUGGUGAUGCGGCCACAGUAAGAAAGGAAGACGAUUUUUUUUUUCUAAAUUACGUUGGUAGUUUAUAUUGACUAAAUUAUGAAAUGAUUUUGUCGUGAGGACAUAUGGCCGUUAACUGAAGAUAAACAGAAUUUCGAGGCAUGCGUCGGAAUACGCUGCUGUUUGAGAAGUUUCUAUUUUCUUUUCCACCUGAGUGCUCAGCGCCGCGGCGGCGCUUCAGUGGCCGGGGCUGGAUGUUCGUCCUGCCGUGCAUCACCGGGGUAGACCUCGCUCACUGAAGAUACAAACGGGCUGCAGUGGCGGAUCCUUCACUAAACACUUCGAUUAUGCGAGUAACACUUCGCCUCGGACCAGAUCGGAUGCGUUCCCGCGAUCUUCUUUUAAUGAAUGAGGAUCAUAGUCCCUUGUUUGCUCCCUUUAAAGAUGAGGCGGAUUGCCGGACUGGGGGAUCGUGGCCGCCGCUCUAGGAGAAGUCCUGAUAGCCGAGUUCACUUAUCCCUGCUGCUUUCUUGAAAAAAAUAAAACAAAACGGUUUAAGGCGAUGGGAUCAGGGAUGACUGGAUUACAAAGCAUGGAUUGUAAACAACGCACGAUGCUGCUGGGCUGAUUUUACGUUUGGUGGAAUAAAACAAUCAUUGUCACAGAUCUGCUUAUUGUUUUAUAUGGUUGGCUUAUUUUUUUGUUUUAUAACUUAACCUUUUUUGGGGGGGCGCCUGAUUUAUCUGCUAUCACAGCUGUUUGCCCGGCCGUAGCCUACGCGGGGAGUUGUGGGGUCGUCCCUGGUUUUAGGGCCUCUUGCCCGGGGAAGCGUCGACACCAUGGAUGCAUAAACUGUUUAAAUUGCGCCAAACUCCUUGUGUGGAGUUUUACAGUCAAUCAUUACUUGGAGUCCUUCAGCCCUGUCAAGAAAAUAAAGAAACUCUCGACUACGAAACUUAAGAGACUUACAAGCAUGCAUUGUGUUUUCGAUGGAAGGACAUUCAGGACUCGGCUUUUUAUUAGGACAGAAGAGUGAAAAUGCGUGUACACACCUACAGGGGCAAUCUGGGGAGUUACAAGUGUCAGGGCAUGUCUGUCGUUUCAUAAGCUAAUUAUGUACACUGGGGACACACGUUAGACCCGCGACCUUUUUAGUCGACUUUUAUUAUAUUAAAGAACGAAGUCUGAACGAACAUUUCAGCGAACCAUCAUGUCUGCCAUCGCCGAAUUUGUCCCCCCACCGGAGUGUCCUGUUUUCGAGCCCAGCUGGGAGGAUUUUUCGGACCCACUGGGUUUUAUAAACAAGAUACGGCCCAUUGCCGAGAAAACUGGCAUCUGCAAAAUCCGACCCCCCGAGGACUGGCAGCCCCCGUUUGCCUGCGACGUGCGGAACUUCCGCUUCACUCCACGCGUCCAGAGACUAAACGAGCUGGAGGCACUGACCCGUGUGAAGCUCAACUUCCUCGACCAGAUCGCCAAGUUCUGGGAGCUUCAGGGCUCCCGACUCCGUUUCCCGCACGUGGAGAGGAGGAUCCUGGACCUCUAUCAGCUCAGUAAGAUCGUGUCUGUGGAGGGCGGCUUUGAGACUGUCUGUAAGGAGAAGCGAUGGUCCAAGGUGGCCAACCGCAUGGGUUUUCCCCCUGGCAAAGGCACGGGCUCCCUGCUCCGCUCUCAUUUUGAGAGGAUCCUCUACCCCUACGAGCUCUUCCAGUCUGGUGCCACGCUCACGGGGGUCCACAAGCUGUAUGAAGAAGAAGGGGAUGGAGAGGAAGUGGACGAGGGAAUGGAGAAAGACGAGAGAGCGGAGGAGGUGGAGGAGGUAGAGGAAGAGGAGGAGGACUCUGAUGGCCUGUGUGACACGGUGCAGGGCAGGACACGCCCCCUGCCUGAGAGGCGGUCCCGGCGGCUGAAGUCUGCUGAGAGGGAAAACAAGGAGCCGAAAGUUUUGCAGAUCUUUGGUGGGAGCCCUAAGAUGGUGGGGCUGGAGAUCGUACCAGCUGAUGGUGGCUUCAGGAAGCAGCGUAACCUUAAGGCCCAGGCCUUUGCCAUCAAGAUGCAGCAGAGGAAAGAGACACUGGAGGUCAACUUUAUCGACCUGUACAUGUGCCUGGCGUGUGGCCGCGGCGACGAGGAAGACCGUCUCCUGCUGUGCGACGGCUGCGACGACAGCUACCACACCUUCUGCCUCAUCCCGCCCCUCCAGGACGUGCCCAAGGGAGACUGGCGUUGCCCCAAGUGUGUGGCAGAGGAGUGCAGCAAACCACGGGAGGCGUUUGGGUUCGAGCAGGCAGUGCGGGAGUACACCCUUCAGAGUUUCGGGGAGAUGGCCGACCACUUCAAGUCUGACUACUUCAACAUGCCCGUCCACAUGGUGCCCACCGAGCUGGUGGAGAAGGAGUUCUGGAGGCUGGUGAGCAGCAUCGAGGAGGACGUGAUCGUGGAGUACGGGGCCGACAUCAGCUCCAAGGAGGUGGGCAGUGGCUUCCCCAUGAGGGACUCCAAGAGGAGGCUGCUGUCAGACGAGGAGGAGUACGCCAACUCGGGCUGGAACCUGAACAACAUGCCGGUUCUGGAGCAGUCGGUCUUGGCACACAUCAACGCCGACAUCUCCGGCAUGAAGGUACCCUGGCUCUACGUGGGCAUGUGUUUCUCCUCCUUCUGCUGGCACAUCGAGGACCACUGGAGCUACUCCAUCAACUUCCUCCACUGGGGUGAGCCGAAGACGUGGUACGGAGUCCCUGCGCACGCUGCCGAGCAGCUGGAGGCGGUGAUGAAGAAGCUGGCCCCCGAGCUCUUCGACUCCCAGCCCGACCUGCUGCAUCAGCUGGUCACCAUCAUGAACCCCAAUGUCCUCAUGGAGCACGGAGUCCCGGUGUUCCGGACCAAUCAGUGCGCAGGGGAGUUUGUGGUGACCUUCCCCAGGGCCUACCACAGUGGCUUCAACCAGGGCUACAACUUUGCAGAGGCGGUCAAUUUCUGCACUGCGGACUGGUUGCCCAUGGGCCGUCAGUGCGUGGCCCACUACCGCCGACUGCAACGCUACUGCGUCUUCUCACACGAGGAGCUGCUGUGCAAGAUGGCGGCUGACCCCGAAAGCCUGGACGUGGAGCUGGCCGCCGCUGUCUUCCGGGAGAUGGGAGACAUGUUGGGGGAGGAAAGUCGGCUCAGGGAGGCGGUACAGCAGAUGGGGGUGCUGUCCUCCGAGCAGGAGGUGUUUGAGCUACUCCCAGACGACGAGCGUCAGUGCUACAAGUGCAAGACCACUUGCUUCCUGUCGGCGCUGACGUGCUCCUGCAGCCCUGAGCGACUCGUGUGUCUGCACCACUCUGCUGAUCUCUGCGACUGCCCCCUGGCCAGCAAAUGCCUCAGAUACCGGUACACCCUGGAUGAGUUCCCCUCAAUGCUGCACGGAGUCAAGUCACGUGCGCAGUCUUAUGACGCCUGGGCCAGGAGGGUCACCGAAGCCUUGGCCGCUGACCAGAAGAACAAGAAAGACCUGAUAGAGUUGAAGGUGCUCCUGGAAGAUGCAGAAGACAGGAAGUACCCGGAGAACAACCUGUUCCGACGCCUCAAGGAGAUGGUGAAGGAGGCCGAGAUGUGCUCCUCCGUGGCCCAGCUGCUGCUGAGCCGCAAGCAGAAGCACAGGCAACGGCCGGAGAGCGGCCGAGCCCGCAGCAAGCUGACGCUGGAGGAGCUGAAGGCCUUCGUGGAGCAGCUCUUCCGGCUGCCAUGCAUCAUCAUCCAGGCGCGUCAGGUCAAGGAGCUGCUGGAGAACGUGGAGGAUUUCCACGAGCGAGCGCAGGCGGCCCUGGCGGACGAGACGCCCGACUCCUCCAAGCUGCACGCGCUGCUGGAGCUGGGCGGCGGGCUGGACGUGCAGCUGCCGGAGCUGCCGCGUCUCAAGCAGGAGCUGCAGCAGGCGCGCUGGCUGGACGAGGUGCGGCUGGCGCUGGCUGAGCCCCAGCGCGUCACGCUGGAGGUCAUGAAGCGCCUCAUAGACUCGGGCGUGGGCCUGGCGCCGCACCCCGCCGUGGAGAAGGCCAUGGGGGAGCUGCAGGAGAUCCUGACCGUGUCAGAGCGCUGGGAGGACAAGGCGCGCACCUGCCUGCAGGCCAGGCCGCGGCACAGCAUGGGCACGCUGGAGGGCAUCGUGACGGAGGCCCGGAGCAUCCCUGCCUACCUGCCCAACGUCCUGGCCCUGAGGGAUGCGCUGCAGAAGGCCAAAGAAUGGACGUCGAAGGUGGAGGCCAUCCAGGUAACGGAGAGACGCUCAGAUACGCCUCACAUACGCUCAGGUUAUGGCUGCGGUUCCCCAGUUAUAAGACUUUAUUGUCCCAGUGGGAAAUCCGCCUUGGACGUCACAGGAUCCACCCACUGGCCACAAGGGCAGGUAGGGUGGUGUCGCAAAGAGACGAGGUGACCUAUCCUGCAGGUGCUGAGCCCCCGCGUGGAUAUCGGGGUUUACGGAAACAGCAAGAGCAAGCGGAAGAGGGCCAAAGAGCUGCUGGAGAAGGAGAGGGGCCUGGAGAUGGAGGGCCUGAGCGACCUGGAGGACGGCCUGGACGAGGUCCGGGAUCCGGCCACGGUGGUGGCAGCCUUCAAGACCAAGGAGCAGAAGGAGCUGGAGGCCAUCCACUCGCUGCGGGCGGCCAACCUGGCCAAGAUGGCGAUGGCGGACCGCAUCGAGGAGGUCAAGUUCUGCCUGUGCCGCAAGACGGCCAGUGGCUUCAUGCUGCAGUGUGAACUUUGCAAGGACUGGUUCCAUGGAGCCUGCGUGCCGCUGCCCAAGGCGGGCACCCAGAAGAAAGGCCUAGCCUGGCAGAGCAAGGAGGCCAAGUUCCUAUGCCCGCUGUGCCAGCGUUCGCGACGGCCCCGCCUGGAGACCAUCCUGUCAUUGCUGGUGUCACUGCAGAAGCUUCCGGUGAGGCUCCCCGAAGGCGAGGCUUUGCAGUGCCUGACGGAGCGGGCCAUGAGCUGGCAGGACCGCGCCCGCCAGGCCCUGGCCACCGACGAACUGUCGUCCGCCCUGGCCAAGCUGUCGGUGCUCAGCCAGCGCAUGGUGGAGCAGGCGGCGCGGGAGAAGACCGAGAAGAUCAUCAACGCCGAGCUACAGAAGGCCGCGGCCAACCCUGACCUGCAGGGUCACAUCCAGACCUUCCAGCAGGCCGGCUUCAGCAGGUCCACCUCACCACGCCAAUCCAUGGACUACGACGACGAGGAGACUGACUCUGAUGAGGACAUUCGAGAGACAUACGGCUACGACGUGAAGGACUCCGGUGGGAUGAAGCCCUACUUGUUCUGUGAUGAGGAGAUCCCUGUCAAGUCAGAGGAGGUGGUCUGUCACAUGUGGCCAGCCACACCCUCCUUCUGUGCCGAGCACGCCUACUCCUCCGCGUCCAAGUCCUGCGCACAGAACUCAGCCACGCCCCGGAAACAGCCGAGGAAGACCCCCCUGGUUCCUCGCAGUCUGGAGCCCCCCGUGCUGGAGCUGUCCCCAUCGGCCAAGACCCAGCUGGAGGAGCUGAUGAUGGUCGGUGACCUGCUGGAGGUCUCCCUGGACGAGACCCAGCACAUCUGGAGGAUCCUACAGGCUACGCACCCGCCCUCAGAGGAACGCUUUCUGCAGGUCAUGGAGCCUGAGGACACUGUCCUAGAGAAGCCAGUGAAGCUGAAGCCACGGGACCCAGAGAAGAAACGCAAACGGAAGCUGGAGAAGGCAGAGCAGCUGCUUCUGGCAGGCGGCGAAGGCCGACCCAAGUCCAAGGACCUGAAGAAGGUCGAGGGCAAGCCCAAGAAGAAGAAGCUGAAGCUGGGCCCCGACAAGUCCAAGGAGCUGAAGCAGCUGGCCAAACGGCUAGCCAAGGAGGAGAAGGAGAGAAAGCGCAAGGAGAAGGCGGCCGUCAAGGCCGAGGCGGCCAAGGAGAGUCUGGAGAAGAAGCGGGAGAAGAAGGUGCUGGACAUCCCAUCCAAGUACGACUGGUCUGGCGCUGAGGACUCCAACGAUGAGAACGCCGUGUGCGCGGCCAAGAACUGCCAGCGGCCGUGCAAGGACAAGGUGGACUGGGUGCAAUGUGACGGCGGCUGUGACGAGUGGUUCCACCAGGUCUGCGUGGGCGUGUCCUGUGAGAUGGCAGAAAAUGAGGACUACAUCUGCUCGGCCUGCUCCCGCAAGGCGGUUAUGGGCGGGGCCGGGAAGGCGGGGACAGAUGUUGCCGGACAGGCUCCGCCCCCGUGCACCUUGCAGAUCCUCCCACCCACCGCCCAGCUACAUCUGCAGGACAGCAGCUAACGCAGAGAUGCCAGGGUGCCCGACCAGCCCAAGGGUGGCCCAGUGCUCCUUUUGUAAUUAUAAACCCAAGUUUGACUUGAUAGACAAGAUCAUUGGACUUGCAUCUAAAUGAACGCACAGAGUCGAGAUCCAUGUACACACCAGGGAAGGCCUCCAGGUGUGGCUGCAGAUCAUUCUAGAAGAACGGUCACCUCGCCUGCACCUCCUCACCCCUGCUCUAGGGAUAAGAGCUGAACCCUACAACCCAAAAUGAGUUGACUCCGGUGUUACGCUGAGAGAAUAUCGCAUCACAUGGAGACGUACACGCUGCAUCGAGAUGAUAAACCGGAUAUACCUGCUCUACCACGCUGAGAGGCAAUGGCUUCUGGCCUGGUUCUCAUCAUGAAAUCACUCACACAUUUCACCCGCAGCCGCAAUCCUGCCCCGCGGUAUGGGUCAGUACGUAGGACUAGGAGAGUGGUUGUAUGUAGCGAACAUAUUUAUAAUGUAAAUAGGUUUUGAGCAUCGGAAUACCUGGAUGUGGCUUUUUGUUGUUUAUCACCUUUAAUAAACUCUUCCUAGUCAAACCUG